GACCCGGAUGCACUAUCAACGUCCCCAACCGCUGUCUGUCACAUUUUAGCUUCGACUGUUUAAUCCUGAUUUUGUACGUUUUUUUCUCCACCUUGAAGUCGAAAAGUGCGCAACAUUUAUAGUUAAAAGUUGAGAAAUAAGUUGCCACCAUGUUCCUCACCCUCACCCUGCUGCGGAAAGGCAUCCCCGGGAAGCAGUGGAUCGGAAAGUAUCGCCGCCCACGAAAGGUUACAUGGCAGAUGAAGCGCAAUACGGUGAAGCAUCUGGAGCGUGAGGCCGAGAACGAAUACUGGAUCAGCCGGCCAUACUUGACUCCGGAGCAGGAGUACAAGCACGCUGCAGAGCGCAGGGCCCAGAACUGGCUCAAUAUCAAAGAGGCCAAAUUUGCCAAUUUUCCUGAGCACAAGAAUAUCACAGAUCACCUGAGUCAUCUCAAGAUCACCAAGAAUUGGUCGAGUUAACGUGAGCGGAGAAAUAAUGUGCAAAGACUGUCGCUACAAUGUGACUAUCACGUGUUUGUGUGUGCAAGGAAGCUCGGUUUCAUUGUGUCUAUUAAUGGGAAGCAGGACUUUGUGUGUCAGCUGAAAAGCUACCAUGAAAAGUUGUCAAACACAUCCACAAUUUUGACUCCAUCUGCCUCCACGAAACAAAUCUGUAAACUGGGUGUUUUUGGUUCUGCACAGGAAUAUAAUUGCUCCACAUUCAGUGCAGCUCAUCGGAUAAAAACAGCUUAACAUUCUACAUCUGAUUUUUUUGGUCCUUAUUUUAGCUCUCAUUAACAAAAUACACUUUCAAGUUGAGAAAACAGCCUCCCAACGGCCUCAAAAUCUCAAUAAUUAUAUGAACUUGCUGAAGUGUGUUGCAUGAGGGAAAUGUUGGAGGAAUUAUAUAAAUAGUCUGGGGAGGCUGGGGCAAAAUUAUGUAACUUUACAAAGGGUUAAUUCACUGUAAUAUAGCAGGAUGCAUUCUGCUGUUUUACAUUUUAGGGAUGUGACUGUCAGUAAGCCCAAUUUUGUGUCUUUGUGUCAAAUGUUUAAUCCCUUUGAAGUUAGAAAAUCCAGGAAGGAAUACAUUUUCCAAGGUUCAUGGAAAUGUGCUUGCUUCAUUAAUGGAUUCUUAUAAAAUGUAACAUUUUACCAUUUUUGGGAGCCCUGUGAUACUCUAAACUCUUAGUAAUGUUUUUGUUUGGCUAAAAUACACUGUGCUGAUGUUACAACAUAUUAGUCAGUGGUUAUCAGUGAAUUAUGCAGGAAUUUGACCCUCAUUUAAGUUUCCAUCCCCAAUCUGUUCACAUGCAAGAUACUGUGUUAAUGAAUUGUUUGCCAAAUUA
Molecule: messenger RNA, 1330 nt
Organism: Plectropomus leopardus (leopard coralgrouper)
Lineage: Eukaryota; Metazoa; Chordata; Actinopteri; Perciformes; Serranidae
Gene: mrpl57
Product: mitochondrial ribosomal protein L57
Biological process (GO): mitochondrial translation
Cellular component (GO): mitochondrial ribosome
Molecular function (GO): structural constituent of ribosome
Source: RefSeq, a predicted model, not a curated record